Messenger RNA from Schistosoma haematobium, 7906 nucleotides. RefSeq lists its product as uncharacterized. The transcript has 7 exons. The record is from RefSeq and is a predicted model, not a curated record. Bases 239 to 3694 code for a protein of 1151 amino acids. Lineage: Eukaryota; Metazoa; Platyhelminthes; Trematoda; Strigeidida; Schistosomatidae.
CUGAACUCAUGAUAUGAAAUAUAGUAUAAAUAUUAUAAAUUAAAAUUUGUUCAGUUGUUUGAACCACCCAAAUUUCAAGGAUGAGCGACCUGGUCACAAAUCUAGGUCGUCGUCACGGUACCGACCUUUGGUCACGUUAGCGUCAAACUAAACGCUAUUGGUCGGUGUGUAGGUUAUUGGUUUUACAUGGCCCUGGUAUUUUAGUUCGUCCGUUCGCGGGCUAACUGCGAAUUAGGAUAUGGCUUCUGUGGACCGAGGGGAUGUAGGAGAUAUUGACGCACUUCUGAGGGCUGCAGAGAUUCUAGAGAAAAAAUUGUAUUCAAAAGGUGGUUAUGGCACGGCUGACACACUUCUGAAUAUCAACGUGACUCAGUUUCUGGAGUGGUUAAGUACCGGUGACGAAGGUGAUGGUAAUGCCUCUCUGGAUCCUAAAAUUUCUCCAACUAUGCAUGUAGAGCUAGCGAAUCUCAUACAAAUGUCAGGAUGUCAGAAAAUCAGUGACUUACAGACAGUAUUCGGAUCGGCCCGCAAAUUAGUUCCUACCAAACCAACUCCUCUGAGCUAUUCAGAUGGUGAUCCGGUGUUUACAUAUCAUCCUGAUACUUGGAAGCAAUGUACUGCAUCUCAUUUAAGAUCGAAUUCUGCUUCUUCGAAGUUGCCGCAAAGUCACUGUCGUGUCCUCACAGCUGCUACAGGUGUCACUCAAUUAUCAGAACCAUUUCCAGUUGGAGGAAUUGGAACAACAGAUGAACCGGAUGGAUUGUCCAGCACAAGUGAUGAUGUUUGUAUGGAUAGUUCAAGUCAAGACAGCUAUUCGGGGAAUACAGCUCCCGUUCGUACGAAUACUGAUGUUAUGCACAUUUUGAACGCAUCCCUUGGUUCUGAAUUUAAUAGCAAUGUGGAUCCUGGGAACAAUAAAUCUCAGUAUUCUAAUUGUCGUUUGAGAUCAGCUCUACUAACACCUUAUUCUCCUGGUUCUGAAAUACAUUCCAUUAACAGUGUUAGGCACUUGAAUCAUUUUUUGAAUAAGGAUCUCUCCACUUCUAACAUAUCUCUUCAACAGAGACCAGUUACCGAAAGUAUUCAACCCGAAAUAUUUUCUAAUAGUACUUCAUCACAACGACUACUGGAAGUUCUUUCUAGGCCAUAUGAAAAUUAUGAUGAUUUAGAUCAACGUAACUCUAAGUUUCGAGCAUCUGAAAGCCCUCAAAGUACUCCAACUGUUCAUCAAACUUCCUGGAGUGCGCCUCCGUCUGUCUCAUCCAGUAGUUGUGCUACUCCGGAUAAAGAAUGUUGCGAUAUACCGAAUCAAAGUGAAAUUCCCCAACCAGUUCGUCCAACACGUUUCAGUUGUUCAAGUUUACCCGUAAAGAAACGCAAGUUGGAUUGGAAACAAUCAGAUAAUUGGUUCCCUGAUUUACAGUCAUCUGAUAAGCAUUUAUGUAAAUUUAGGAAAACUCCCAACAUUAAUUCGCCAGAUCUUGUUAGUACUACUGGUUUUAUGACGACACUAAGUCAUGAUAAUCUCACAUACUGUUCAUCGAGUGGGAGUACCCCAGAAAGGCGGAAAUCGGUUGGUGGUAGUAUAUCUGUAUCGGAUAGUACUCAGCAGUCUGUCAUUUCGAAGACUACCAUUCCUCUAUUGAGAACUUGUUCUGUGCCUGUAAACAAUGAACAGCGUAUGAUUCAUUCAUCAAAACUUUUAGAUAAUUUGACACUUUCUAAACAUUUAAUUGAAGAGAAAAAAUCGUCAAUAAAAACACCUUAUCAAAAUCAUUUUUCUGUUCUUACUCGUACACUAACCGGUUCGGAUAAUAUUAAAAGUCAUAUUAACAGUUCAAAACAAUAUUCCUCUGAGUUGACAACAGUGUCAAAUGGUUCGGAUUUUUCAAAAUUAUCAAAAGAUAAUAUUUUUAAUAGUAAUGAUAACAAGAAGAGGAAAUAUGCCACUCUUUCCAGUGUUGAUUUUUGUACUACAACGGUGGGUAGCAACUAUUGUCCCGGUGUUUUUAAUAAUAAUAAUAAUAUUAAUAAUAAUAGUGAUGAAGACUCGUAUAUUUCAAAAAUCAAUCAUUCAACGACAUCUUCCACUAUUCAUUACAAUGCAAGGAAACCGAUAACAGCGGAUUUAUUAUUUCGUUCACCACAUAGUACCCAUAAACAUCGUUCUCAUACCCAGAAUAACAAUGACAAUAGUAGUAAUCAAUUAACACUCUCUAAUGCCUCUGACAACAUUCAUAAUCGUAAUGAAAUAUUUGAUUAUACAAAUGAAGUUCAUCAACAUCAUUGUUUCUUAAAACUACAAACUGCUAGAACUGUAGAAAUGGAUGUAUCCAAUAUAUAUAAUAAUAAUACUAAUAAAUUAAAUGGAUCCGCACCGGUGGUAGAACGCAAACACAAUGGUCUUAUACAAACUAUACCGCAUAAUGAACAUAACAAUACUGUAUCACAUCAAUUAUCUCACACACUCAAAGAAGAUACUGUUUAUAAUUUUAAUACAAUUUGUCAGAAACAAUCUAGCAAUUCGGACAAUAGUAAUGAUAUCAUAUCAGUUCAAAACAGGAAUAAUCUUGUUAAUAAUUAUCAACAAUUAUCAUCUGUUAUUAGUCAGUCAACAAUGCUUCCUGAAUAUGCUGUUACUACUACCUCUAAUCCAACAACAACUACUGAUGUUAUUAGUCAUAAUCUUAAUACUUAUAUUGAUUCAAGCAUCAAAAGUGAGUGUACACGUGUUUCUGUAAAUUCCAGUCCUAUGAAAUCAAUUAUGCCAGAAUCUACAAUCAAUAAAUCACCUACGGAACAGUUGAAAUAUUCACAUGGAAAUUUACCUAAUGGUGCUACCACAUUAUCACCAUCAUCAUCGUCUGUGUUAGCGAAUCAAAUGAAUGUCAACGGUGCACAUGUUAUUAUGAUGCUUUCUCCAUCUAUCACAAUCCCGACAUCUGUUCAUUCAUCGUCAGCUAAUCAGAUUAGUACAUCAUCAUCAUCAUCAUUUUCAAAUGUUCAACAAUCUUCUUCCAAUUAUAAUAACAAUAAUAAUUCUAAAAUCAUACCACAUUCAUCUAAUUGUUCUCAAACUUAUACUACCCCCGCCAUCACUACAUCAAACUUUGUAAGUAGUAGUAGUGGCACGUCAUCUUUCCCCUUACUUUUAAUCUCUGCUUCUUCAUCGGCCAGUGCGGUUGCAUUAGCUGAGGCUGCUGCUUUAGCCACAGGAGUACCGUCGACAAGUUUUGUACCCGUUCCUGUACAAGUCACUACCUAUGUCCCUCCAGCAUCAUCAACAACAAUCACAACAACACGAUCAAUAAAAAAUGAAGAGCAUAAUGACAAAUUAAAUAAUCAAUGUAAAAUUUCCAAUUCAUUGAAUAAUGAAAUUAACACCAUUUCAAAUCAACAUUUUAUUCUGUCAGUCAUGGUGACUGAUAAUCAUGUUCAUAACGAUGAUGAUAAUAAUAAUAACAAUAAUGGCAAUGGUGAUAAUCAGAAAUCAUUUUCAGUUCAAAGAAAAAUCCCGUUUGUCUUAAGUACACCUAGCUUCCAUUCAAAUGUCAAUAAUAUUCAAAAUGAUAGAAAUAUCAUUACUGAUGGUAAACAACAUCAUUCCACUCCAUCAGUAUUAAAAGAUAUUUCAUUGACUAACACAUCUGAUGAUAACGUUUAUGAUAGUAAAUUGACCCAUCAAGCUGUAUAAUGUAGCUGAUGAUGAUAAAAACUGAGGGGGGAUAGGCAGCAUGAAAAUAGAAAGUGUCACUUAAUUGAUAAAGGAAAUGACAAAUACAAUCUCUAUACUUGUAAACUGAAAAUAUGCCUCUAUCCCUACUACCAUUACUAUUGCUUUUGUUGCUACACAUAGCACAGUAGUAUUCAAAUAAAGGUCUCUUUAUACUUAUCAGUGUAUUCCCUCGAUCUUCUCAUUAACUAUUACUUCAACCAAGUGAUUCGUUCACCUGAAAUAAUUCUCUUUUGAUCAUUACUUUUUUUAGCUUUCCUUCUAUAUUUAUUCCAUUUAUCGUCAAAGUAAUCUCUUUUUUAUGUUAAUGUGUACGUGUGUUCAUGUUUAAAUGUUCCUACCAUCAACUGUCACAUUUCUUCUAGACAAAUAAGAUCUACGCUUUUUUAUUAUUAGGUGUCGAAUAAUUACUAAUAGGCUAUCAGAUCACGUUAAUUAUCUUAUACAUUUUUCAGUUUUCUUUAUCGUUUUCUUGUUUUUACAAAUUAUUUGUAUAUUUAGGUUCCAUUAAAAAUCUAUCAUCAUGGCAACUAUCAUCAUUAGUGUUAUUAUCAUUUUUGUGUGACCUCUCCCUCACUACGCGCCUAUACACACAUCCAUCGUACGUUUGCUAUUCUCUCACCACUAUCACUCUUACUGUGUUGUUUCCUUCCUUAAAUACAUGUAAACGGAAUAUACCUAUUGAGACAAAAUAGGGAAGAUAUAUAUGUGCUAAACUAUGUGUUAUCACUGUGUGCACUAUUUUCUGGUAUAUAUCCAGUUUUAGUUUACACAGUAUCAAUAUGUUACGUGUAAACACAAAAUCCCCUUCUUUGCUGUCUUUUCUCUCCAUCACUAGUUAAUAAGAAAAAGUGAAAUGAUAUUUUGAACAAUUGAACAAUCCCACCGUGCUUCUGUUUCCUUUCUUUCUAAUUCGUUUAUUUCUGGUUUAUCUGGUUUUUCAACAUACCACGUUUUACAAUUCAUUGGGAAGAUGGGCAAUUAUAUAAUAUUAUUAUAAUCACUUUUUCAUGUGUUUGUUUUUUGAAUUAUUCCUUACUGGAUUAUUACUACUCUGUGAUGGGCGCGGGAACUUCGAGCGAUACAAUUGUUAUACCAAAGCAAAAUGUAUUAAACAUAUUGAAGAGACUAUGCUUCAAGGAAAUGAAAUUGCAUUUCUCCCUCUCUUUCCUGUUCAUCGUCAUCAACGCUAGACAUCUAAAAACAAUAUCAUAUCACCCGGUUCACAUAUUAGGCUCAUAUUGUUAUCCAAUCUAUAUCAUAAUGUUUGAUUCUUUUAUCUCCUUCCUGUUCUCGCCCCCACUCUCCAACUCAAAUCACAUGAGCUAACCUUGGUGUCUAUUGUAGACACCAGCUAGUUGUCAGUGAUGAGAUACUGUUUGUCUCCUCUCCUAUUAAUUAUUUCAUAAAUGAUUAAUUGCCAUUUUGUUAUAUUUUUUUCAAUAAGGGAAUUUAUUCCUAUUUCUACAUUUAUGUGUAACAUCACUCAAUUUUUCUUAUUAAAGAAAUACAAAAUAUGACUUUUCAAGUCCAUCAUAUUUACUGCCACUACUCUCCACUCACUCAUCUACUUGUGUUAACACAAAAGGGGAAAAAUUCUAAUUCUCGAAAAAAUAUACAGGUAGGUAAAAUGGUCUGAAAUGCGGCGUUUAUUACGUGUUAUUAUUGUUUAUUCUUGCUGACGUUAUUUAUCAUCAAUCUACUCGUUCUUUUACCAAAUACUCUACUCUUCUUGCCUUUUUUUGUUCACUAAUUGUUGCGAUUCCGCGGUAGUUUUCCUCAAACUUCUUUAUUUGUUGUCUGUUCCUCAUCUUUAUGUGUAUGUAUGCGUGUGGGUACUUUCACUCACAUUUGUGUAUGUUUAUCUGUUUGGUGAUUUUUUUAACCAUAAAUUGACGAUUACGAUGGUAUUAACGAUUUCGGAUAAUUCUUCAUUUUCUCCUCUUCAUAUUUUUGUCAAAUGUGUUAAUGCUUUUGUGUGUGUAAGUAUGAAUAAAAUAUAAAUUAUCUUUGAAUACAGUAAUAUUUGUGUUAUGGCGUAAUUUAUUUCUUAAGUUCAAUAAAUUUUAAAUAGGAAACAAUGAGGUUGAAAUUUUAAAAACAAGUAAUUAAUAGUAACGAUCCUAACUAUCGUCCAUCUGAAAACUGGAUAUUGGUUGAAGAGUGGUAUAAAUUCAUAAGGGUGUUUACUUUUAGCAUCGGAGAAUACAGAAAACUGUUGGUUUAGUCCUUGAGGUUUUUUACACCAGCAAUUCAUGGUUAGAUGUUUCAAGUAAUUUUAUUUAAACCAUGAACCAAUCUAAGACAACCACUGAAAACUUAGAGGCCACUUCAUCCUAGUAUGAGACUCCUCAGAAGUACGCGUCCAUCACUCCACACCUUGUAAUCGGACCCAGGACCUCUCGCUCCAACGCUUAAACUCUGGACCACUGGUCCGCUAUUCAAUGAUGUACAACCUUAACUUCAGUCAGCUCACCAUAUUGCGCCGCAGUUUUCCAUUAUCUUCGGUAGGUAACCUCACACUAGCCACGGUUUAGCUUCACAUCUCACAAAACUCCGGAAAUUUUUUUUCAAAGCUAGUCGCUCCGGUUGCGAGGUUGUGGGUGUGUACUGCUGGAGAAUCCUAGGCCACGACGAAAAGGCCUUCUAGGUUCUCAGUGGUUGUCUGACUUAGAUCAGUUUCUAAUUUCAAUGAAAUCCGACAACCGCGUAAUGGCGUUGAGUAACGGUUGGAAUGCACAAUUCAAUCUUGUCUUUAUUGGGCGCUUGGUUGAUCUGUAAGGAAGGCGACGGCCUAGGCUUUAAUACUAGGAGUUUAGUAAGGAUGGGUACAACCCAUAAAUUUAUUUAGACUCCUAGACUGCACGGUGAUAUUUUUCAAGUGAAUAACUCUCACUAGCCUAGUCAUGCUUGAAUCUCACCUAUCUUGUAGUUUCCAAAAAGCAUGUAAUUUAAUGAUGCCUUUCUUAUCUUUAAUCAUCGUACCUGGUACCUGACACAUAAUAAAUUUAUUAGUUGAAUUCAUGAGUCAUUUGAAGCUAGACCAUCAUGGAAAACCUGGAAGCACUGGACGGCCAUCUCGUUUUAGUAUGGGAAUCCUCAGCAGUGCUCAUCCACGAUCCCGCCUCGUGAGAUCCGAAUCCAGGUGGUCUAGCUUCAAUUGACUCAUGAAUUCAACUACUAAAUUUCUAUAAUGUCCACAAAAUCCCUCUCUGAACAUAAUAAACAAACGAGUAAUCAAGCGUAAACUAUCAAUCUCAACGGCAUGAUCAUUCACAGUUCUUUUCAGACAGAUCCAAGGUUAAACAUCAAUACAACUUUUUUUUCUCGACCGCCAAGCACUUAUAUGUCAUGUUGGAACGAUAGCUAAGUGAUUGAAGCAAUUGGGUUACAGUUUCGAUCUAGACUUACUUUUUUGAUUUGUGUAAUCGGAUAUUUGCACUAGCCCUCAUACAAAAGUCACUCAAAGCUCCGAAUACGUGAACCUACAGUCGAUUGUUGUUUUUUUACAUUACGCAGUUGGCAGUUAUAAUCGUCUAAUAAUUCAUCGACUGAAAAUAACAAAUUUGUUAUUACUUACUUAUUUCCUCCUGUUACUACCAAUGGAGCAUAGGUCGCCGACCAGCAUUCUCCAACCCACUCUGUCCUGGGCCUUCCUUUCCAGUCCUAUCCAGUUUUUGUUCAUUUUUCUCAUGUCUGUCUCCAUUUUCCAGCGUAAUGUGUUCUUUGGUCUUCCUCUUUUCCUUUGGCCUUGAGGAUUCCAUGUGAGGACUUGUCUUGUGACGCAAUUGGAUGCUUUCUUCAUUGUAUGUACUAUCCACUUCCAGCUCUUCUUCCUGGUUUCUUGCUCCACUAGGAUCUGGUUUGUUCUCUCCCACAGUACGUUGUUGCUAAUAGUUUCCGGCCAACGGAUCCGAAGUACUUUGCGUAGACAACUGUUAAUAAACACCUGUAUUUUCUGGAUGAUGGCUUUCGUAGUUCUCCAGGUUUCUGCCCCAUACAGUAGAACUGUUUUAACAUUUGUAUUGAAAACUCUGACCUUGGUGUUGGUUGACAGUUGUUUUGAGUUCUAGAUGUUCCUCAGUUGUAAAUAUGCUGCUCUUGCUUUUCCGAUCCGCGCCUUCACAUCUGCAUCAGAUCCACCGUGUUCAUCAAUGAUGCUGCCCGAAUAUG